AUGAGCGAGUCUUCCUUGAAGUCCCCCACCGUCGACGACGUCGCCCGUCUGAUCAACGCCGGCAAAGCCACCCAGAUCGUCGUCCUCGUCGGCGCUGGCACCUCCGCCUCGGCCGGCAUCCCGGAUUUCCGGAGCCCAGACACGGGCCUAUAUGCUCAGCUGGAGAAGUUCCAUCUGCCCUACCCCGAGGCCCCCCUGCACAUCUCGUAUUUCCGCCACACCCCGGAGCCGUUCUAUGCCGUGACGCGCGCGCUGUAUCCGGGCAAGUACAGGCCCACGGUCGCGCACGCGUUCAUCGCGCUGCUCGCGCGGAAACGCCUGCUCCAUAUGCUCGUCACGCAGAAUGUCGACGACCUCGAGCGCAGGGCGGGCGUGCCGGAGGACAAAAUCCUCGCUGCCCACGGCAGCUUGGACAGUCAGCGCUGCAUCGAUUGCAAAUCGCGCUUUCCGGACGAUUUGAUGCAGAAGAUCGUCCAGAGCGGCGGUGUGCCCCGCUGUCAGGAUCCUCAGUGCAACGGCAUCGUGAAGCCCGAUGUUGUGCUCUUCGGCGAGCCUCUCCCGGCCAGUUUCGAGGCCCGUGCUCCCCAGGCGAUGGCUCAAGCCGACCUGGUGAUUAUCAUGGGCACCAGCCUGGUGGUUCACCCCGUUGCCGGCUUGCCCGGUCUCGUCCGGGAGGGCGUCCCGCGCGUGCUCGUGAAUCGGGAGAAGGUGGGCAGCAUUGGCGGGAGGCCAGACGAUGUGUGUAUUCUCGGGGAUUGCGACGAUGGCGUUCGUCAGUUGGCAGAUGCCUUGGGAUGGAGAGAAGAGCUGGAAGCGUUGUGGAGAGAGGUCGGAGGCGGUAGGAAGGAUGGAGAAGAUGACGCUGCUGCGUCUUCUUCUUCAAAGGUGGAAAUAAAUCUGGAAAUGGAGAUUGCGAACCUCUCCGGAAAGGUGGAUCGCAGUCUCAAGAUUUCCAACGGCCACAGAAACUGGCUCGAGAGGCAUCUGGAAAAGAAGAUCGCAGCAUCUGCUGCGAAUGCGGACAGUUCCACUGAGCAGCGCAAGGAAGAGUCGAAAAAGUCGGACGAGGACCGACAGGGAGAAGAAGCGUGA
Messenger RNA from Rasamsonia emersonii CBS 393.64, 1092 nucleotides. RefSeq names its product SIR2 family histone deacetylase. The record is from RefSeq and is a predicted model, not a curated record. The coding region runs from base 1 to 1092 and encodes 363 amino acids. Gene Ontology annotation, molecular function: NAD+ binding; histone deacetylase activity, NAD-dependent. The transcript has a single exon. NCBI's taxonomy places the organism in Eukaryota, Fungi, Ascomycota, Eurotiomycetes, Eurotiales, Trichocomaceae.